UAGUUCCUGAUAAUCCGGAGAGCUUUACGCGCGGCUGCUGAGUCUGUCUGCCAAGUCUGACAACAAAAUGUAACCUCUGCAGCGCUGAUCCACCGCUGUGCACCGUCAAAACUCCGGUACAACACCCCAGGUCUAUGCUUUAUUCGCCGGUAGUUCCCUCGGAUGUGUUGGCUCGUUAAAGAGCGGCAGUUAGGGCGCGCGACGGCAAAACUACAAUGAGCUCGGAGCACCAAAGCGACAGCAGCGAGGACGCGGACGAGAACCAGGACAGGCCCCAGGACGGCGGCGGCAGCGACAAAGAAGACCCCGAUAUCGACGACUCGGAUGACGAUGAUGAUGGUAUUGUACGCGGAGUUUCGUCUUCACCUCCGAGAAGUAGCGGCGGGGAGCGGGGAGAGCUGUCCGAGGAGGAGCGGUGCAAGCGGAAAGACGCACAGCAGCAGACUGGGAGCGGCGGCAGCGGUGGUGGUGGCUACAAGGGGAACAGCCUGUUUUCAUGGCUCCAGAGUAGGACUAUUAGGCGAGGGGUAUUUGUGGACCCCGCACGGGACAAUUUCAAGACGAUGACAAGUCUGUACUGCUCUAUGAACCCUGCGUCAGAGUCGGUAAACCUGAGCACUCAGACGCACGGAGCGGUGUUCAAUUUGGAGUACUCCCCGGAUGGAUCGGUGCUGACUGUGGCCUGUGAGCAGACGGAGGUGCUGCUGUUUGAUCCAAUCUCGUCUCGACACAUAAAAACUCUGACGGAGGCUCAUGAAGACUGUGUCAACAACAUAAGGUUUUUGGACAAUCGCCUGUUUGCCACCUGCUCCGAUGACACCACAAUUGCAUUAUGGGACCUCCGUAAACUGAAUUCGAAGGUUUGCUCUUUGCACGGUCACGCCAGCUGGGUGAAAAACAUCGAGUAUGACACAAACACUCGCCUCCUCGUCACCUCUGGCUUUGACGGCAAUGUCAUCACCUGGGACACCAACAGGUUCACAGAAGAUGGCUGCCCUCAUAAGAAGUUCUUCCACACCCGGUACCUGAUGCGGAUGCGUUUGACUCCAGACUGUUCAAAGAUGCUGAUCUCCACCUCAUCUGGAUAUCUGCUGAUCCUCCACGACCUCGACCUCACUCAGUCCCUGGAGGUGGGCAGCUACCGCAUGCUUCGGGCCAGGAGGACUCCACUCAGCUCCGAUGGAGGCACGUCUGCAUCUCGGCCAGCUGGAAGUCGCCAGGGAAACGAUUCUAGUAAACUCCACCCACACAGAGAAGGUCUGUCACCGAGAAACAGCCUGGAAGUUUUAACGCCAGAGAUCCCUGGAGAGAGGGACCGAGGCAACUGUAUCACCUCCCUCCAACUCCACCCCAAAGGCUGGGCCACGCUCAUCCGCUGCUCCAGCAACAUGGAUGAUCAGGAGUGGACUUGUGUGUACGAGUUCCAGGAGGGGGCACCCACUCGACCCCUGGUCUCUCCGCGCUGCUCUCUGCGUCUGACCCAUUAUAUUGAGGAGGCCAACGUGGGACGAGGCUACAUCAAGGAGCUGUGUUUCAGCCCUGACGGCCGUCUCAUCUGCUCCCCCUAUGGGUAUGGGGUGAGACUGCUGGCGUUUGAUGAGGGCUGUGGGGAGCUGUCAGACUGUGUCCCGGUCCAAACCAGCGUUUUGAAGGAAAUUCGGUCCAUUUAUUCUCACAGUGACGUUGUUCUCACCACAAAGUUCUCUCCCACUCACUGUCAGCUGGCCUCGGGCUGCCUCAGUGGACGCGUGGCUUUGUAUCAGCCCAAGUUUUAGCUGGUCACAAGAAACAAGGAAGCCUAACUCUGCAGGCCUGGGAUUAGGAGUAGUCCUUUAAUGACAUUAUACUGUCUUCAAUUGUGCUGUGGUUUGCAUAUUGUUCUGGCAUAGGUUUCAAUUCUUAUUUAUUAGCAUUUGUAUUGGUGAUUUUUCAGAUUUUCAGAACUCUCAGAUGGGGGGAGUAAGAGCUAUUUUUCUCUGUUGAUUAUUAGGUAUUUUGAUGAGAACUCUUUUAAAGGAAAACAGACAAAUGCGCAACCUGAUUUCUAUUAAUGACUGGACCCGAAACAUUUUCUAUUACAACAAAAUCAGCAUUUUAACAAUAUUUAUCUUGGCUGCCGUCAUCUGUAUUAAAUAUUAUCAACCACUGAAUGUUAUGUCAUCUAAAAACCCAGAAAGUAAAAUAGCCAAAGUAUAAUUUGCUUUAUAAAUAAUUUAACUAGAAGCUGUUUUCCAUAUGUUUUUCUAGAUUUGUAAUAAAAUACACUUGCACAGUACCCUGCCCUUGUUGGCUGCAUUAAGGAACUCUAAUGUACUACCAUAUCUGUAUGGUAUGAGGAAGAAUUCAUUGUAAACCUCUAGUGUUUUUGGGUAUUGUGUAACCUGUUUGAAAAUUAUUGUACUCUAAGCAAGCCUUAAAAUAUUUACUUCUAAACCCAGGUCUGCAGCUGCAUUGACAAUGUUUUUUGGAAAGUUGUUGAACUGAGAAGUCGAAUAAAAGAAGAAAAAUGUCUUACAAAAUGUGCUAUGGACCUGUGAAGGAAAAGGUGCUAGAUAAAAGAAGAUUUCAUGUUAAACUUUGAAAUGCAAAGACAAUGACAAUGGAUUAUUAUGGAGAGCAGUACUACUAACUCACUUUUGUAUGACUGGAUCUUGUUGUUUGGACUGAAUAACACUAAAUUUGCAAACUUGUAAACCUGGAGGCAUUGCUUUUGCGUGACAAUAUGCCUUUUUCAUAGGUGCUGCAUUUCUGCUUUGAACUCUGACCCCCUACUUGGAUCUAGUUCCCCUUUUGCCUUUUGUUUCUUCCCUCAAGACAAUGUUAUGGACUCUUAGUGGUUUUAAUGAUAUUACUGCUGGCACUAUAUGUAGCACAGUUUUGGUUUCUAUCGGAUUUAGCUGGUGCUGCGCUAGAGGGCGCUGUUUGACUUUUAUCAAAACUCCCAUCACAUUUUUGUUUGUCUUAACGCUUGUACCAGAAAACUUGUUAUCGAUAAACAACAAUACUGCAGCCUGGCCACUAUACUGUAAUGUGAUACUUUAAAAAUAACUGGUACUUAUGGUAUCAGAAUUUAACUAAGAUCCGAACUAAGAUUUAAAUGAGUAACAUAUUAACCAGACCUUGACGCUAAAGAUCAAAAAAAGCUCAACCAUGUAUUCAAAUUAACAUUGAACUAUAUUAUUUUUUCUGGUUAUUGCUUGCCUAAAUGUUUCACAGUACGAUAUUUGCUUUUUUUUGCAUUCAUUUAAUCAAUCGCAGGUGUUUUUAUUGUUUAAAAGAACAUACAUUUUAUUGUAAGCAGGCUCUCCACUCCACAGAUCUUUUCUGUAACUCGAUAGAGCUAUAUAACUUAAAUGCCAUACUGUGGAGCAUUUAAGACAAAGCAAUAUUAGCGUUGUGGAGACAACUAGGUGACAUACCCAACGUAAAGGUUACAGAAAUGUUACAUACUGUAGCUUUCAUUGGGAAUUCUACUGAAUGUUGUAUGACUGACCAGGCUGCCAGCAUUGUGUUUUAAACUUUCAUCUCUUUCUCCAAUUGAUAUUUCAGUUUAUUUGUGACCUGUUGCAUAUUUAAAAUUUGACAAACUUAACUUUGGUCUCUUCUCAUGGCUAAGAAAAUAUUUGUUUAAUUUUUACUUCAUGCAAUUGUUGCCAAAACUUUUUUUUAUUCAAAUUGUAUUCCUCAUCAGUGUUGGACAACCAUUUUCUUUUUCUAUUCAAGUUUUUCCCCCCUAGUCUCCCACUCUACACUCCCUGUUGCUUGAGUGUGUUACCUGGAUUUUGUGUGAAAAUUGGUGCCUGUUUUUUUAAAGGGACGAAUACUAUGCACUGCAGCUUAUGUGGAGGGCCUACUUUCUCUAAUUGUAACUUGAUGUGUGCUUAUUGUUGAGACUUUAGAUGCCAAAUGCUUUGUGAAGGUGAAUUAAAAUCUUUAUUGUGAA
Messenger RNA from Boleophthalmus pectinirostris (great blue-spotted mudskipper), 3943 nucleotides. RefSeq names its product WD repeat domain 32 (gene wdr32). The transcript is spliced from 7 exons. Bases 216 to 1775 code for a protein of 519 amino acids. Gene Ontology annotation, molecular function: protein binding. NCBI's taxonomy places the organism in Eukaryota, Metazoa, Chordata, Actinopteri, Gobiiformes, Gobiidae. Gene Ontology annotation, cellular component: Cul4-RING E3 ubiquitin ligase complex. The record is from RefSeq and is a predicted model, not a curated record.